UAGGCAACUGUCGAGGUACAACGGAGAAUCAGACAGGCACGUUCGUAGAAGAAGGCUUUCAUAUUUUGGACUAGACCCACCAGGAGGACACGCGGUAUGGAAAGGGAGAUCAGAGGAUGACGAUGAGAAGAAAUUUCGUCAUCGGCCUGUUUUUGAUGAAACCUAAAUAUGGACUGGCAAUAUCACUGUGUCUCUGCAUCGUCACCGUCAUCAUCAGCCUCUACUUCCUGGACGACCUCACACUCAAGGUGCCGCUAGUGCAACUCGAAGUCUUUCCUAAACCUGAAAAAGAAGCCCUCUCUCAGAACAUCAACGUACCAGUCCACGCUCCUGUGAUACUGAACGACAUCGAGAUAGAAGUAGCCAACUCCAGCAGCGAACAAAUCCCCCAACACGCGUGCGUCGAACUGAAAAACAUAUCGCGACACCUACAGCUUAACGCUCUCAUCCCUAGCAAUCGUGAUAGGAUUCUACUCAAUCAUUUCCAAAAUACAAGUGUGCACAGAACAAACUCCAAUCGUGAGAAAUAUAUAAUUUAUUAUUGCCGAAAAAAUAUCACGUGUUGCGGAUGGGGAGAUCGGCAGCAUGGGAUAUUAUCAGCGUAUGUUAUAUCUUUAGUUACAAACCGAACAUUUGGAGUGGAUAUGUCAUCUCCAUGUUUGUUAUCCAAUUUAUUCCACCCUAGGAAAUUGAACUGGAAAAUAAAUUCAACGCUACUUCAAGGUCUUUCAACCAAAUAUUUAUACACAGUUAACGAUAAAGUCUUUCGACAGCUGAUCGGUCAGAUCGACUUUGAUGCUGUGUAUCCACAAGAUGUUGUAUACCUUACAACUAACUAUGACUAUUUCUACGCCUUGAAAAAUAAUCCUUACUACAAGACGAUAUUUCGUCAAAAACUGAAAACCAAGCCACGACCAAUCGUGUUUGCCGAUUUGUGGCAGAAUAUCUUCAAGCUCAAUAGGCGGGUGAAGAGACGAUUGACAACAGCGUUGGCCAAAGCAAAGCCUACGCAGAACUUCAAGCUUGUUUGUGCUCAUUUACGAUUCGGUAAGAAUCCCACGCUACCAUGGGACUCGGAAGUGAGGAAUACUAUGGAGUCCGUCUCCGUGGUGUGGGACUUCUUCAAGAAAUAUAACGAUCAUCAUCGCUAUAGAAUAUUUGUCGCAAGCGACUCUGACAAUGUUCGCUCAAAAGCUAUGGAACUCUUUCCUUUACAGAAUGUUGAAAUAGAGGGGGAUAUCAUUCAUAUCGAUAAAACAAAAAGAAUAAAAGUUGACCCUUGUGUUGGCUUCGAGAAGGUACUAGCUGAUCAGUACUUCUUGAGCAUGUGCGAUGUGCUUGUGUUAACCUAUAGUGUGUUCGGUAAAGCGGCUGCCUACAUGAGGAGGUCAAACAAUGACCUCUAUUUUUUAGAAGAUGGACAGAUAAAGCCGUUGAAGGUCUUCAAUGACCGAUUUUUGCUUGAGAAUGGUCAGUCGAAGUCUUGAUGAACAUUAACUGGAACUGUCGCUAGUCACAGCAAAUAUCCACACAAGUUGAAUGAAAACAUGCUGUUAUGAUCUUCAGAUUGCUCUUAUUGAUUUAUAAUUUAUUCAGUUUUAUUCUGUUCAAUGAAAUGGAAGUCUUGUUUUGAUAUAGGUAGAGAAUUAAUGAAACUGAAUUCUUAUCAAAUGGUGGGGUUUUUUCAAAUUAAGACCAGAUGGGUUUUUUAAGAUUGGUUUACAAAUUCGCCAACUUCCAAAAAUGGAAAUGUGACAAAAUUAAAAGAUUGAGUUUUUUAUUCUGCCAACCUGAAACGAGUAGAAGUAUAUCAAGUAUAGUCAUGUAUGCAUUACUAAUUUUAUUAAAUGUUUAUUAUACUAAAAAUAAAUAAAUAUCAAAUUUAAUAUCAAAUUUAAACCUGUUUAAAAUUCAUGUUAUAAACUUUUCUUCUUACCAUCCUAACAUUUUUUUCAAAUAAAAAAAAGUUUUUUUGAAGUCAUAUUUAUGUUCAGAUUGUAAACCAAUCUUUUAAAAAGGUCUGGCAUCAUGUUUGUGUGUAUGAAGACAUUGUGAUAUCAUUCUGUCAAAAGGGGAAGAUAACAUUUUUCUUGGGGCAAACUAUUUGGCUCUUUUAAAAUCAAAAUCAUGUUGCUAAAACUGUUUUCUGUUUCAUCUUAAUUUUUAGCUCAAUCUUUCAUUUUCUUCAUUUUCAUAAACCAACAAAAGAAAAGAUUUUACAUUA
Molecule: messenger RNA, 2224 nt
Organism: Haliotis rubra (blacklip abalone)
Lineage: Eukaryota; Metazoa; Mollusca; Gastropoda; Lepetellida; Haliotidae
Exons: 2
Coding region: 117-1487 (456 amino acids)
Source: RefSeq, a predicted model, not a curated record